AGUGUGUUAGUAGAAAACAACAGAGUGUAAAGAGCUCCUUAGAUGGAAGCGACGUUGUAAAACCGCGAUAAAACUGAGUUUUUCCGUCAUUUUUUAACUCUUGCUUGUUCAGUUAUCUAAUCGUUAUAUGCCCAGCAGUGGUGUGUGUCGAAGACACAGCUUCGCUGUACAAGCAGCGAACCAGCCAACAGAGUGGUUCAUGCUGUUAGCCUAACAGCUAAACUUGCAGUUGGGCAGCUGGUUUCUUCUAGUUAGCAUCGAUGAGGGAACCCAACCCCGCUUUAAAUGCUGUAAACAAGACUGCCCAGCUCGUCUGGAGUUAGCUAGUUGGACGCUGGUCUGAGAAAGAAUACAACAGAAUGACAGAGGAUGACAUCCUGCUGAAUGUACCUGUCAUUCGGCAGCUGUACCACUGGGACUGUGGGUUAGCCUGCUCCAGGAUGGUCCUGAAGUACCUCCACCCGGUCUGUGAUGAGGAGUUUCAGAGAGCAUGCUGGGAUCUGAAGCUGACAGAGAGUGUGUGGACUAUUGACCUGGCCUACCUCAUGUGCCAUCUAGGAAUCAAACACUGCUUUUGCACACAGACUCUGGGCGUUGAUAAGGGUUUCAGGAAUCAGUCCUUUUACAAGAAGCAUUUUGAUACAGAGGAAGACAGAGUGAAUGAUCUCUUCCUUAAAGCAGAGAGUAAAGGUGUGGUGGUGAGGAAAUGCUCUGUCACUGUUCAAGAAAUCCAGUCUCACCUGGCGCAGGGCCACGUUGCCAUAGUGCUGGUCAAUGCUGUCGUCUUGACAUGUGAACUGUGCUCCACACCUGUCAAAUAUUGUUGUUUCCUGCCCGUGGGUCAGAAGUGUUUCUGCAGGAAGCCAGAGUACCAGGGUCACUUUGUGGUAGUGUGCGGCUUCAACAGGACUACAGGCUCCAUUUUCUACAACAACCCUGCAUAUUCUGACAGGGUGUGCUGCACCAGCGUCAGUAACUUUGAGGAGGCUCGGCGGAGCUAUGGGACAGAUGAGGAUAUCCUGUUCGUCUUUAAGGAGAGUUGAUGGACAGUGAUGGUGGAUUUGGAUUUCACUUGUCCUCAGCUCAUCAUUAUAUUGACAUCAUGCUGCUGCAGGUCUUUAGUCCUGGUCUCCUGUCAGCUGUCGCAGAUUCCCUGGGCUGUCCUCUCUGGUGCUAAUAAGCCUGACUACUCACAAGUAAAACACUUGCUCCAGAAUCACUGCUCUUAUUCCCUCUUAUUCAGUCGAUGCUACUUGACCUGUGAUAGAUUAACAGCUGGGAGGUUCAAAAUCUAAGUUGAAUUGUUUAUUUUUUUAUUUCCUUUUUUUUUUGACAUGAGCGGAUAGUUCAAAGGAAUUUUAAUGUCUUUGCUGAAUUGUAAUGACUGCAGUUGUUCACAGAUGGAUCUCAACUCUCAAACUGUUAGCAGGGGAUUUCAGACUUGUGAAACUACAGUGGAUGAAAUGUGGGAAUGAAGACCUAGUAUUGCACUUGACAGGAAAUAGUGUUUGUAUAAUUCAGGGCUGACGAUGAUAACAUUUAGUGUACAAAACAUAUUUUUUCUGUUCAGUGUUGAAGUCUGAAGGGGUUCAUCUGCAGCCACCGCCCUCACCUGCACUUGCCUUUUUAAUAAUCCUCCUAACUCACCUCAUGGUCUCUUUUUUUUAUUAAGAUAAUUCUAUCAACAGGGAAUACAGGAGUCGUUGUAGUUGUGUUUUGAGAGUCUCAGGUAAUAAAUGCCCUAAAGUGUGAGAUGCGCCUCAAAUGACAAAACUAGUUCAAUGCAAUUCUCCAUAGUCUGUGUAAGGAACUCAGUCUGCCUGCAGAAGAACAUGGACGGUGGAUGGACGCAAUGAAACAUGAACUCACCAGUUUCAUUCACUUCAGUGGGGGAAAAACAAAAACAGCUCAACAUCUUGUGUCCAAGGAAGCAUGCUGGUUAGACGGACGCAUUGUGUGGUUGUUUUUUUUUUUAUCAUGUGGAAGAACCAAAGGUGUCAUUUUGACUCCAUCAUGAUCUCUGGUAAAAGCAGUGAAGACUAGGUGAUUUCCACGUUUUGUUUUUAUUUUUUUAAUUUUGGUAUUACGUCUAGUAUGAAAAGUGCAGUACACGUUUCAUACAGGACAUAAUUAAAUGUUAUUUAAAGAUUUUACCAUGAAAUUGCUUUUCUGAAUCUGUGAAAAGUGGUUUCUUCCUGGUUGUGCUUUUUGGUGAGAACAAGCUGCAUAUUUUAAACCACAAACUUUAUUUUUUAUUAAACAUAGAGCUGCAUUUAUUAUAUGUUAUGAUUAAAAGGUUUG
Messenger RNA from Toxotes jaculatrix (banded archerfish), 2301 nucleotides. It is a transcript of the gene gucd1, whose product is annotated as guanylyl cyclase domain containing 1. NCBI's taxonomy places the organism in Eukaryota, Metazoa, Chordata, Actinopteri, Toxotidae. The transcript is spliced from 6 exons. The record is from RefSeq and is a predicted model, not a curated record. Bases 360 to 1043 code for a protein of 227 amino acids.